CAUGGCAGAUCCAUGCCCUGCAGGGGGUGUAUAAGGGGCACAGGGCCCUGCUCUGCCCAGUGCCAGGAGAGCCGCUCGCUCAGGAGGAAGCAGCUCCCGGGAUCCCACUCUGUGCUCCAGGAGAUCAGACACGGAGGAGGACAAGGAGGAGGGAGCCUUUGCCAAUAUGGAGGAAGAGUGGGAAUGCGACAUGGAUCAAGAGCUCUCCCAGUGGGGAGAGGUUACCAGCCAAGACCUUUGCCUUUGGGAAGAGGUGACAGUCCAAGAGUUUUACCAACAGCAAGAAGCUUUCCCAUGUGGAGUUGUGAGACACCAGGAGUGGCAUCAGUGUGAGGUAGGUGUGAGAGUCCAAUGGGGAGAUGGCACACAGCAAGAGCUGGAGAUGUUCCACUGGGAAGAAAGUGUGACGGUCCAGGACCUCUCCCAAUGGGACACAGAGGAUGAGACAUACCAAGAGCUGUCCCAGUUGGAAGAAGAUCUGACAUACCAAGAGCUGUCCCUUUGGGAAGGGGAGGGACACCAGGAAAUAUCUCCUUUGGAAAAAGAUUUUCAAAGCCCUAUGCACAUGUACCAAUGGGAAAAAGAAAAGAGAGAGCCAGAGUUCUCCCAAGUGGGAGACAGCAGUGAAAAGGAGGUAUGCCAAGGAAAAGACUACAGUCUCCAAAAGCUGGCCCAAUGGGAAAAAGAUAGCAGUGACCAAAAGCUAUCCCAAAGGAAAGAAAGUGUCAGCAGCCAGGGCCUGUCUCAAUGGGGAGAAAGUGCCAGGUACAAGAUCUAUGACAAACCCUUACACCCAGAGAAGGACAAGGACACCCAGACUUGUGCCCAGCAGGGGCCCAGCUCUCCCAGCAGCGUGGGCACCCAGGUGGCAGCAGAGGCAGCCUGUGAGCUGCCCAGUGCCUCUCCUGCCCUGGGGAGUCCCACCGAGGACGAGCUGGCAGCUGCUGCUGCUCCAGCUGGAGCUGCUGAGAAGCUGGAGGAGCCCCUGGAGCCUCUGGCUCCCAAGAUGGAAAAGGCACCAGGUUCUCCUGCUCGCAGUGGGGAGCUUGAGCUUUCCCAGGGCGACAGUGAAGAAGGCCCAGAGCUGUCCCAAGGAGAAAUGGGAAAAUACCAAAAAGAGUCCCAAAGGGAAGCCUGCAUUGAGCAGAAGGUCUCCCUAGAAGAAUCUGGAAGCUACCAGGAAGGGUCCCAAGGGGAAGCCAGAACUGAACGAGUGCUUUCCCAAGUAGAAUCUGGAAGCCACCAGGAAGGGUCCCAAGGGGAAGACAGCACUGAGCAGGGGCUGUCCCCAGCAGAAUCCAGCAGCCACCACAAAGGGUCCCAAGGGGAAGACAGCACUGAGCAGGAGCUGUCCCAGGGAGAGUCUAGUAGCCACCAAAAAGUGUCCGAAUCUAUUGAAAAAAGGCUCUCCCAAGGAGAUACCAGUAGUUACUUUGACCUUUACUUUGACCUUUCUGACUGGGAUGAAUGCAGCAAAGAAGAGCUGUCCCAAGGAGACAGAGAUAGCUACGAAGACUUUUCAGACUGGGAAGAAUACCCUGAGCAAGGACAUUCCCAAGGAGAAACUAGUAGCUUCCUAUAUCCGUCUGACUGGGAAGAAUACAGCGAGACGGAGCUGUCCUAUGGAGAUGUCGAGAACUACCAGGAACCAUCAGACUGGGAAGAGUCUGUUAGCCUAGAGUUUUCUGAAGAGGAAGACUCCAGUAGCCAUGUGGCUAGCAGCAGUGAUAAGACAUCCUCUGGGAAGUCCAGCUGGGAGAGUGACAGUGACCAAGACCUUGUGCAGGACAGCUGGGAAGAGAACACCAGGGCCAAGCCCUUGCUGCAAGAGGAUGAUGAGUGGGAUGAGAGAAGCGUCCUCGAGCUGCGUGAAGAUGAAGACAGAGAAGGAAGAGCGGCAGGUUUGACAGGAGAUGGGUUUCCCUUGCCAGUCCCUUGCAAGGCUUGGGCUGAGUAUGGGGCAUCUGGGCUGUGCCUGGGAGGGCCAGUCUGUGCCUUAUCUCCCCAUUUGGAAGCCCCAGCCCCCAGAGGACACACGACCUCUCCUGCCUUCCAGGAGCAGGUGCCAGGGGCCGGGACACAGAGCCCAAUGCAUGCCCCAGGCAGCCACCCCAGCCCCUCAGCUCCCCAGCCAGGACCCCGAGUCCCCCACAAGAAACAUCCCUCCAACCUCAGGUGGGCACUGCACAGCCUGUUCCACUGCCCCUGUCUGGCGCCACAGACAGAGGAUUAGUGCCCACUGCCAACCCAGGGCCCGCAGAUGGCAGCUGGCCCACAGCCUGCCCCACGUCCUGAGGGAGCCACACAGGCUGCCUUUACCUGGACAUAAUGCUGUAGCCUCAGCAGUGCCCAUGUCCUAGGGUGAUAGCAUGGUGCUUGUAUCCCAAAUCGUGUGUUCUGUUUAUGCCUGAUAUUAUGUUCUGUGCCUUCAGGACUGACUCUGAAAGUGAAGGAUUGUUUUGUCUUGUUAUCAGCCGGCUCACCUCCCCCCAUGGUCUGUGUCUAGGAGAGGCUUGGCUGGCUUGGCUUGCUUGCUUGCUGGCUUGCUUGCUUUUGCUUUUGCUUUUGCUUAUUAGUUAGUUUAGCUAGGCAGUCCAAUUUUUACCCUGGACUGUUUCUUUUUCCCUUCCCUUUCCCUUUCCUGAAUAUCAUCUGAACCUGCUCUGGACCUGGA
Molecule: messenger RNA, 2674 nt
Organism: Vidua macroura (Pin-tailed whydah)
Lineage: Eukaryota; Metazoa; Chordata; Aves; Passeriformes; Viduidae
Exons: 2
Coding region: 167-2233 (688 amino acids)
Source: RefSeq, a predicted model, not a curated record